UAUCGUUUUGAAACAAAAAAACCAAAAAUUAUUAGACGUCGGCUAAUGUCAGUAUCAUUAAUAUACAAGAGCGUUAAAAUUUUAAACUCCAAGUACCAGGUGGCAGUCAUGCGCAUCGAAAUUUCAGAAUAAUUAUAAAUGGCCGUCAAGAAGUAACUCGAGUACAACCGCAAUAAACAAACGCAUAAAAAAAAUCGUUCUAAAUUAGUUUCAUAUCCUGUAAGUCAUAUUAUUACUUAUUGUUUCUAUAAUUAAAAAUAGUUUUGUGAAAAACAAAUUUACUCCCUUACCAGGUUGGAUGUUGAUAGUAACAGCAGAAUAAAAAAUUAAUUAUUAAUAAAAAGAUGGAAAUACAUAAUCGCAAACUUGUGAAGCGCGUAGGUUAUCACGAGUGGAAAAUAGAAGAUUUCACGCCACUUAUUGAUGUUUCCGACUUGAUUGAAGGCAAGCCAACGUUUCUUGAAUCGCUGAGCUUUUCCGUAGAUGACACAGUAAAAAAUUCAUGGUGUUUACGAUUGGGUUUCACCGGAGAACGACCCGGUAGUAAAGAGUGGGUAUCAAUAUCAUUAGCGACAACCAGUGAUACAGAACCAGUAAGAGCGAUGGGUUCAUUAUUUAUUUUGAACAAUAGAAAAGAAAAGAAAUUUACUCAAUGCUUUAAUAAUAUUGAUAAAAGUUGUAACAUCGCUUGGUACUCAAAAAAGUUUUUAGAAAUAAAAAGAAUGUUGGAUAACAAAGAAGAAUUUUUGCCAAAUAAUCAGCUGACUAUUGGUACCGAAGUUGUUAUUUACGAUUUCACUUUGGCGCCAAUUGGUGUUCAAGUUUCAUCGAAACCUGCAAAGCAUUCAAUUUAUGAUGAUUUAAAUCAACUUCUUGUUAACAAACUGGGUAGUGAUGUUACUUUGGUUGUGGGUAAUAAAGAGUUUAAGGCUCAUAAAUCCAUUUUGAUGGCUCGUUGUCCAGAGUUUUUCAGAAUGUUCACCAUCAAUGAGCUCAACAGGAUCAACGAAAGUAAAAUUGUAAUACCAAAAAUGGAUCCAAAAAUAUUUGAAAUGAUAUUGGAGUUUAUCUACACAGAUAAAGUCAGUGACGUGGAAAAUAAUGUUGUUAUGUUACUGGAAGUUGCGAAUAAAUAUCAACUACAGCCACUCAAAGAGCUGUGCCAAGAGUUACUUUUGAAAUCUCUUGAUAUAGAUAACGCUAUUCAAAUUAUGGAUUUGGCUUAUCGUAGUAAUGCUCAACAAUUAUUAGAACUUGCUACUGAGUUGAUAAUAAACAAUAUUACACGUGUUAUGAAAACUCAAAUUUAUAGUGAAGUCUCCAAUUCAAAUCCAUUUAUUUCGUCGAUUCUUGUUGAAAGACUCGCGUCUAUGAUUCCAGCUGCUGGUUCAUUAUAAACUAGAUGUUUUCAAUUCAGAGAUUCGAAUUUAAAAAUUUGAAGAAAUUCAAUACAAAGACUGCUCAAGGAUUAAAAUAAUAAAGCUUUAAUUAUAUUUACUUACCUAGAUUACAUAAAUAUAUCAUCGUUUUGAUAAGAAUUACUAUUAUGACAUAUUCUAUGAAUGACUAUAUACAAAUAGUAAAUUUGUUAUUUGUUUCGAUGUAAA
Microplitis demolitor is the source of this 1607-nucleotide messenger RNA. RefSeq names its product TD and POZ domain-containing protein 1-like. Gene Ontology annotation, cellular component: cytoplasm. NCBI's taxonomy places the organism in Eukaryota, Metazoa, Arthropoda, Insecta, Hymenoptera, Braconidae. The record is from RefSeq and is a predicted model, not a curated record. The transcript is spliced from 2 exons. The coding region runs from base 345 to 1397 and encodes 350 amino acids. Gene Ontology annotation, molecular function: ubiquitin protein ligase binding. Gene Ontology annotation, biological process: proteasome-mediated ubiquitin-dependent protein catabolic process; regulation of proteolysis.